Molecule: messenger RNA, 2497 nt
Organism: Dromiciops gliroides (monito del monte)
Lineage: Eukaryota; Metazoa; Chordata; Mammalia; Microbiotheria; Microbiotheriidae
Gene: FAM43A
Product: family with sequence similarity 43 member A
Exons: 1
Coding region: 764-2047 (427 amino acids)
Source: RefSeq, a predicted model, not a curated record
GGGGAGCGCAGGAGGUCAGAGCUGAGCCGGGAGCGGGAGCCGGGAGCCGGAGCCGGAGCCCGGAGCCGCGCAGCGGAGCCGCGGCGGAGCCGGAGAGGGAGGCGGCCGGGAGGGCAGGAGGAGAAGCUAGCCGGCACCGCAGCUCAGGACCAGCGGAGCCCGGGAGGGGAGAGCAGCCCAGCCCAGUCCAGUCCAGCCCAGCCCAGCCGCGGAGGGGAGAACCGCAGAGGAGAGCCCUGGAGGAGAGCGCAGCCCAGUUCGGCUGCGGAGGGGUGAGGAGCCCAGUCCAGCCCCGGAGGAGAGCACAGCCGAACCCCAUAGGACAGCCCAGCCGAACUCUGGAGGACACUCAGCCCAGCUGGGCUAGGCUCCGAGCAGAGUCGAGCGGAGUGGAACCCCCCCCCCCCCCCAGCCCCGCAGAGCGGAGCCAAGCCGGGCUCACGCAGCCCAGAGCCCCGCCGCGCCGCCGGGGCAGUCAGGGUGGGCAGAAGCACCAUGCCUCCCUCUUGCCCGGUAAGCCGACGGGAAGCGUGCGGAGCCCCAUCUCCGCAACCCGGCGCCACCUUUUGUUCCUGAGGGCCAAGAUGCGGUAAAGAGGGGCCGGGCCGACGGACGGCAGAGCCCUCCGCGAGCGUUCUUCUCGUCCCUCCCUCCCUCUGUCUGGGGGGAGGGCAAGCUCAGCUCGCCCCCUGCUCCCCGGCCCGCCCCCUGUUCCCCGGCCCGCCCGCCCGCCUUUCGGACCCCAGUGGCGGAGAGCAGGGAGAUGCUGCCGUGGAAGAGAAACAAAUUCGAGCUGAUAGAGGAGGGCCCCAGGCAGGCGGCUAAGGCCAAGGGCUAUGCGGUGAGCCUCAACUACUCGGCGCUCACGUCGCUGGCCAAGACGUGCCCGGAGAGCGCCCUCACCCGAGUGGGCAGCAUGUUCAAGUCGAAGCGGAAAAAGGUCAAGAUCACCAGCGAGGACCCCACGUACACUGUGUUGUACCUGGGCAACGCGACCACCAUCCAGUCGCGCGGCGAGGGGUGCACCGACCUGGCCGUGGGUAAGAUCUGGGGCAAGAGCGAGGCGGGCAAACACGGCACCAAGAUGAAGUUGACCAUCAGCGCGCAGGGCAUCCGCAUGGUGCACGCCGACGACCAGGCGCUCAAGCGGCCAGGCCACCUCUACCUGCUGCACCGAGUCACCUACUGCGUGGCGGACCCUCGCCUGCCCAAGGUCUUCGCCUGGAUCUACCGGCAUGAGCUGAAGCACAAGGCCGUCAUGCUGCGCUGCCACGCCGUGCUGGUGUCCAAGGCCGAGAAGGCCAAGGCCAUGGCGCUUUUGCUCUAUCAGACGUCGGCCACAGCCCUGGCCGAAUUCAAGAGACUCAAACGGCGCGACGACGCGCGCCACCAGCAGCAGCAGCUGGUGGGCGAGCAGAGCAUCCCGCUGGUGCCUCUGCGGAAGCUGCUGCUGAACGGGCCUAGCUGCUACAAGCCGCCGGUCGAGCGCAGCCGCAGCGCGCCCAAGCUGGGCUCUAUCACCGAGGACCUGCUGGGCGAGCAGCAGGAGCUGCAGCUGCAGCAGGAGCAGCAGCAGCAGCGGGAACAUCUCCUCGACGACGUGGACGAGGACCCCGGCCACUCGCACCACGGCGAGGACGAGGAUGACCUGGCCCUCGACUUGGACCUGACCCUGGACGGCGAGGCGGAGGACGCGGAGGACGCGGAUCCGGACGAGGAGGUGCCGCCGCAGCCUCGCCUCGGGGCUUCGCCCCUGGAAUGCGGGGACCUCCUGGACACCUUGGACCCGCGGCGCCCCGGCACACUGCUGUUAGCCGGCUCGGCCGACGGGACGCGCGAGCUCUCGCGGCUCAUCAGCGACCUCGGCGAGCUCAGCAUCGGGAACGACGUGCAGAGCCUCCGGGCCGACCUGCGCGUCACCCGGCUGCUGUCGGGCGAGAGCACGGGCAGCGAAAGUUCCAUAGAGAGCGGCUGCCAGGACGCGGGGGGCUCGCCAGGGCUCGCCAACGGACUGGAUGAGGCGGGGCCGGAGCCGGGCCCGGGCUGAGCUCGAUCUAGGCUCUGUUUGGGGCGACCUUGCACUGCAGGCGCCGCCGCCGCUUUCCCCCCUUCCAACAGCUCCCUGGUCCGCUGCUCUUGUUGCUGCCGCCGCUCCUGCUGCUCCUGCUUCCAGCUGCGCUCGCCUCGUCGGGUUGCUUGGGCACUGUGCACCGGCCUGGACGUCUCCCACACCCCCUCCCACCAGCACUCUUGGAACCCUCGGCGGCAGUGGCCCUGAGAGCGAGCAGGCGUCGGCCGCCGAAGGACGCCUAGGCGUUGGCCUCCUUUCUGGGGACGAGGCGGUGCUGGCCCGGCUGGGCGGAAAGCCCUAUCCAGUUGGUUCUCCCUCAGGGCGCUGUACGUGGUGUCAGAACGCACUGGGAGGCUGGUCGUGAGCUGGGUCGGGGACCCGCCAACUUCCUCGGCUGCUCUUGUUUGUGAGGGGGAGAGGGAAGGA